This is a messenger RNA of Pogonomyrmex barbatus (red harvester ant), 1383 nucleotides long. RefSeq lists its product as uncharacterized. The record is from RefSeq and is a predicted model, not a curated record. NCBI's taxonomy places the organism in Eukaryota, Metazoa, Arthropoda, Insecta, Hymenoptera, Formicidae.
AUUACAUUAUAAAGUCAGGAAGCGAGGAUAUGUGAAACGAACCUCGUAAUUCUUUCGAGAGCGUUUCGUUUCCUCUGGUAGGCCUUUUUUAUUCUAUUUGUACACAUAUCUAUGAAGCAUUUAACCGAGCAAAUCUCUCGAACGGGCGCCGAGUGAAUGGGUAUCCAGCCCAUCCGGGUUCGAGAUUGCCACGGGAUUGGCACGUGCAAGCACUUCUGAUGACCGAAGUAAGCGUAUACGAAAAUAUACAUGUGCGACGAUCCGAUUGCGUGGGCAUACGUGUAAUGUUAUGUACGUCUCGAAGGCCGGCCGUCAAGGUAGAACGCGCCGUAGCGCGAGGGGGCAACGACCGGGCAUCGUACUCCGGCGGGCCUGUACGAUCGUGCCGGCGAAUGUCGUGUGGUGACAGAGAAACGCGGAAUUACUUACGACGAGGUGUCCACCCGGCAGGUAUGCGUAUAUACCGGUUUUCUUCCCGCGCGAGAACGCGAGACCGAAUCACACGUCCCGAGAGCGGGCAAACCGGCCGCCGGCCGGCACAGGUCCCCGCCGGAGGCCAAGCCGCGAUCAGGUCGGGCCCCAGGGCGUCCGCCGCCGCACAUUUUUCAGUAGUCACCUCAUCGGGAUCGAUCGCGGUCACAUCACGACGACGAUCAUGUUCGCCCUACGUGGUCUCCUCGUUAUCGCGUUGGCCUGUUCCUUUGCGACGGCGAUGCCCCCAGCCCGGGCGGUCUACGAUCAGAGACAGUCUGGCGACCUGAACGUGCAAAUCGAGCUGAAGGAUCUGCAAGUCCUCGCAAUGCUCAACUCCGACUUCCUGAACGAUUACACGGACUAUGAUUACUUCUACGAUUACUCCGAUUUUACUAUCAAGCCAGGCAACAAGCCCACUACGAGUUCCGCGACGGGAACCACGGAAAAGAUCGCACAAAUCUCCGAACCGCUUACAUCGAUCAUGUCCGCCAAUAACGUAAGCCUUGCCGCAAAUGAUACGACGCUAUCCAAAGACGAAGAAACCCCAAAUGUUAAUCCGUCGAGUGAUAGUACCAGCUCGACACCGAAUGCAGAUAACGAUAAUGAUAAAAAUCAACCGAAUGUGGAGAAGAAUGAAUCCUCUCCUGAAACAACUCCUUUUAUCGCCCCUUCGAGUACGGUGAAAUCCAUAUACGCCCUGCGAUCGCAAAAGCGUUGCAGAUCUGGAUAUAUUCCAAACGGUGACGGACGUUGCCGACGUGCGAGUCGACCAUGGUUGUCGUUGUUGCCGUGAGUACAAUUGCGAUGACCGGGUGGAGUCUUCCGGAAGAUCGAUCGGAUCCGGGAUGCGCAAGAAGCGCAUGGGAGUAAAUUUGAAAAUAAAUAUCCUUCGGAGAGAUGUGCCAUGUA